AUGGCUCCAAACUACGACACCCGGUCGACCAAGUUGGCCAUGGUGGUGGAAGGAAGAGGCUACAUCGAGAUGGCUUGUCCCCACCGCUCCGCCGAGGGACGCACAACCCAGGAGGAGACGGGAUCCCAAGGAGAGCAGCGCGUCCGCUAUCGGACCGUGAGAUCGCGAGUCUCCCGUGGGUCGGUGUUCGUGAUCCCCGCAGGGCACCCGGCGGCAGUCGUGGCCGCUGCUAACGAAAACCUUCAGGUCCUCUGCUUCGGGAUACGGUCGGAGAACAACCGGAGGUACUACCUCGCGGGGAGGAACAACGUGCUGAACAGACUCGACAGGGCGGCGAAGGCGAUGGCCUUCGGCGUCCCGGCGGAGGAAGUGGAAGAGGUGCUCAAUGCGCAGCCGGAGAGCGUGUUCAUGCCCGGUCCGGAGCGCCGGCGGGAAGAAGAAGAGAAGUGGCGGCAGCUUAUCUUCAAAUAUGCCGGGUUGUGA
Musa acuminata AAA Group (dessert banana) is the source of this 483-nucleotide messenger RNA. Its product is annotated as vicilin Jug r 6.0101-like. The transcript has a single exon. The coding region runs from base 1 to 483 and encodes 160 amino acids. NCBI's taxonomy places the organism in Eukaryota, Viridiplantae, Streptophyta, Magnoliopsida, Zingiberales, Musaceae. The record is from RefSeq and is a predicted model, not a curated record.